UUUUUUUUUUUCUUUUCACCCACUAUUAUUUGGCAAUUUAUGCCUAUUUCUUUUUUUUUUAUUAUACCGUCCAACUUUAAAGCAUAUUGAUAUAUAGAUAUAUAGAAAUCCAAUUAUUAUUAUUAUGGAUACUGACCAAGAAGAAAGGGAUAUGGCUUUCCAAACCUUCAUUGGUGUGGUUGUCUCUGUAUGCGGCAAUGCUCUAAUAUCUGUUGCUUUGAAUGUUCAAAAACUUGCUCAUAAUAAACUUCAAGAACAACAAAUGGCAAAAUAUUUCGCCAAUAUGGAUGAACCUCCUCGUUGGAUAUCAGCCUCUUCACACAGCUCAUAUACCGGCAAUGCAUUUUACCCUGACGAUGGUUACUCUUCACCUAGAACUUCGGAAGAUCUUUCCAAUUCACCCGAAGAGGAGUUGGAACAUCAACGUUUUAUUAUGGCUAUGGCUCAAGAACAACGUGAUGGUGAUAGUGAAUAUCUUCGUUCUAAAUUAUGGUGGCUCGGUAUUACUCUAAUGAUUUUGGGUGAAGUUGGUAACUUUGUGGCUUAUGGUUUUGCACCAGCAUCAACUAUUGCUCCUUUGGGAACUACUACCUUAGUGGCUAAUGUCAUUUUGGCUCCACUCAUGUUAAAAGAAGUAUUUAGAAAACGGGAUUUCCUUGGUAUUAUACUUGCUGUAACAGGUGCAGCUAUUGUAGUUCUUAGUUCAAAUGAACAAGAAACAGCUUUAUCUCCCGAUCUUAUCAUGGAAGCAUUAAUGCAAACUCGUUCUAUUAUUUAUUUUAUUAUAUCUGGUGCAGCUAUUGUUACUCUUACUGCUAUUUCUCCUUGGUAUGGCGCUGAAAGUAUCUUAGUAGAUUUAGGAUUGGUGGCUAUUUAUGGUGGUUAUACUGUUCUUUGUACAAAAAGUGUAGCUUCAUUACUCAGUUUGACUCUUCUCAAUAUGUUCGCUUACCCAAUAUCCUACUUUUUGAUUCUAACUCUGGUUGUUACUGCUAUCUUACAAAUCAAGUACCUCAAUAAAGCUUUACAACGAUUUGAUUCUACGGCUGUUAUUCCCACUCAAUUUGUCUUAUUUACAGUAUCUGCCAUUAUUGGAAGUGCUAUCAUCUAUCAUGAUUUUGAUGAUAUGGGUCUUGAUCAAUUGUCACGUUUCAUGUCUGGAUGUGCUAUUGAAUUUGUUGGUGUUUAUUUGAUCACUUCCAAACGCAACAAUCGACUUGGUGCUCUUGCAUUAAAACCUGAUAAGGACGAAUUACCAAGUUUGGCUAGUGAAGCUUCAGCUGCGACAGCAUUAAUGACAAGUCCACGUACAAGCUUAGAAGAGUCUGACGAUCGAGGUUUGGAUCACACUUCUCAUCCAACAACUAUACCUCAACAACGACAUCUGGACUGGAACUCAAUGGUCCUUUUGCAAGUGGACGUGUUAACCCCAUUAUACAACAACAACAUCAGCAUCAAUUAUACCAUCAGCAACAACAACAACAACAACAACGAGGAAUUGAUACGAUAGUCUCACUUCAUCAUCACCAGCAACAACAUCGUAACGAUGAGGUAAAACAGCAAGAAAGACAUCGAAGACGAAGCUCAGUGAUCCGUGGUUUC
Halteromyces radiatus is the source of this 1602-nucleotide messenger RNA. Its product is annotated as magnesium transporter NIPA-domain-containing protein. Lineage: Eukaryota; Fungi; Mucoromycota; Mucoromycetes; Mucorales; Cunninghamellaceae. Gene Ontology annotation, biological process: magnesium ion transport. Bases 125 to 1510 code for a protein of 461 amino acids. Gene Ontology annotation, molecular function: magnesium ion transmembrane transporter activity. Gene Ontology annotation, cellular component: membrane. The record is from RefSeq and is a predicted model, not a curated record. The transcript is spliced from 9 exons.